AUGCCCUAUAUCUCGAGGUAUCAAGCGCAAAAGCAAGCGUUAGCUGGCGCCAUGCCAGGCGACAACCAAUACCAAUGCGCGCAAGGCUACAGCUGCCCGAAACCAUCUCUGUCCAUCGACCCCUACUUGCCUUCCGGAAACAGGUACUUCGACAUCGGCGCCGGCGGACCAGUUCCAUUCAAUUUCACGGCGACCAGCAACGUCACUUGGGUGACAAUGUCGCCCGCGGCAGGCUACAUAUCGCCUGACGCGCCCGAGCAGCGGAUCUUCGCCACCGGCCAGCCGUCGAUGUCUCUUACGGCGACGCUGACCGCGAAUUACACGCAGGUGCCGAAUAAUUUCACAGGCUUCAUUGAGGGCGAUGGGUGCGUCUCGAUCGAGGCUGCGCGCCCUUCAAGGAAUACUACGGUCGAAGGCAUUGCGUGGACCAAUCUCCCGGGCUACGGCCGGAUGCUCUCCGGCGUCACCCCGUGGCCUCGCGGUGGCGACGAGCUCAACUUCACAGUCGGCACCGGUCCCAGCAUUGAGUACGACUUUUACACUUUCAACACCUAUCAGGAUAGCGGCAACGUCUCCAUCACGACCUACGUCUCGCCGUUACAGAACUCGCAUGGGCCGACCCGGCCCCUUGCUAUCGGCAUCCAGGUCGACUCGUGCGAGCCACAACUGAGCUACUUCGUGCCAGUUGUAACGCCGGGGACAUAG
Messenger RNA from Laetiporus sulphureus 93-53, 705 nucleotides. RefSeq names its product glycoside hydrolase family 115 protein. Bases 1 to 705 code for a protein of 234 amino acids. The transcript is spliced from 5 exons. The record is from RefSeq and is a predicted model, not a curated record. NCBI's taxonomy places the organism in Eukaryota, Fungi, Basidiomycota, Agaricomycetes, Polyporales, Laetiporaceae.